Molecule: messenger RNA, 1166 nt
Organism: Chaetomium strumarium
Lineage: Eukaryota; Fungi; Ascomycota; Sordariomycetes; Sordariales; Chaetomiaceae
Product: glutathione S-transferase
Exons: 1
Coding region: 183-887 (234 amino acids)
Source: RefSeq, a predicted model, not a curated record
UAUGUGUCUUGCGGCACCGACUUAUAGUUAAGGUAGCCGAUAGUUCAGGUAUAUAAGAUGAGCGAAUAUCGACGAUUCAUGGCCGUCAUAAUUCCCCAGCUACAUCCGAUCAGAACAAUCAACAAAGCCACUGGCAGCACACCACUCUUCACAGCCACGAGUAAAAAGUCACGGCAAUCACCAUGUCGGCGCAAAGCAACCUUAAGCCCAUCAAGGUCUACGGCAAAGGCGGUCCUAACCCGCCCAAGGUCGCUAUGAUCCUCCAGGAGCUAGACCUUCCCCACGAAAUCAUAGACAUCCAGUUCAGCGAGCUGAAGAAGCCCGACUACCUCGCCGUCAAUCCCAACGGCCGCAUACCCGCCAUCUACGACCCCAACACCGACCUCACGCUGUGGGAGUCCGGCGCCAUUCUCGAGUACCUGAUCGAAAAGUACGACAAGGCCCAGAAGCUGAGCUUCCCGCCAGGGUCCAAGGAGGCAUACCAUGCCAAGCAAUGGCUCUUCUUCCAAACCACCGGCCAGGGUCCGUACUACGGCCAGGGCGUCUGGUUCAACAAAUACCAUCCCGAGAAAGUCCAAAGUGCCAUUGAGCGGUACCUCAACGAAGUGAAGCGCGUCACCGGCGUGAUAGAGGGCCACCUCGCCAAGCAGAAGAAGCAGUACGGGGCGCAGGAAGGCUUUGACGGCCCAUGGUUCGUCGGAAACAAGCUGUCGUAUGUGGACUUUGCGUUCGUGCCGUGGCAGACGGUCGCGGCGGGGUACUUUGCCGAGGCCCUCCCGGAUGGCUUGAAGUUCAACCCGGAUGACUAUCCGCUGGUGAAGGAGUGGCUGGCUAAGCUGAGGGCACGCAAGUCCGUCUCGAGCUCGUUGUCACUCCCGACUAGCUGAGACUUAUCCGGGGGAGGGUACUGGGGACAGAGCCUUUGCUAUGUAUUUUCAGAUGCAGCAGGGCGCAUUGGAGGCACAUUCCCCACAGAAGAGUGUGCGCGGUCUGGAUGUACUGUUAGCCAUGGUGUUUCAGUGUUAAACAAAGUUAUCCAGUUUCUCCAAUCCGAUAGAUAUAUAGCGACCGUCGAGUGUUGUAUCCUUGCGUGCGCAUCCAAUUGACAGAGUGGUUUCUGAGGGAAACUUCCACCUCUACUAGGAGUGGAUCGAGAUUCUGGUGUG